Messenger RNA from Diuraphis noxia (Russian wheat aphid), 1353 nucleotides. RefSeq lists its product as uncharacterized. Gene Ontology annotation, biological process: DNA integration. NCBI's taxonomy places the organism in Eukaryota, Metazoa, Arthropoda, Insecta, Hemiptera, Aphididae. Gene Ontology annotation, molecular function: nucleic acid binding. The record is from RefSeq and is a predicted model, not a curated record.
AUGUCCAUACCUCGUCUCGAAUUAUGUGCUGCUGGUUUACUUGCUCGUUGGUUAAGUCGUAUCCAGAUCACCUUGUCGUCUCAGMUCGUUAUCGACAAUGUUUUCGCUUGGUCAGACUCGUCAGUAGCGUUGUCGUGGUUAAACACACCACAUCAGUCUUAUAAGAUCUUUGUAUCGAAUCGCGUUAGCMAGGUUUUGGAUUUAUUACCGUCUUGUCGUUGGUUUCAUGUCAGUACGGAUAUGAAUCCAGCUGAUUGUGUCUCCAGAGGGUUACGUCCUGGGGAAUUAGCUCAGCAUGAUCUCUAUUGGUCGGGGCCUGCUUUUCUUCGCCAGUUCGGUGAAAGUUGGUCGCCAGAGGUUACAUUGAUUCCGUUAGACCAGUUACCUGAGGUCUCCGGACCUGUGUCCUGUGUUGUUGWGACAACGGGGGAGGCCGUUGAGUGGUUCUCACGCUUUUCCUCGUUGAAUCGUAUGUUGAGGGUUGUUAKUCGUUUACAACGUUUUGCAAAACUGUGUCGCAAGGUGCCAGUAGAUACAAGUAUGUUUUCGUAUCAAGAUUAUAGCGAUGCGCUAUUGGCGGUUGUAAAAUGUUCUCAGGCUACAUACYUGAAAACUUUACUUCAAGAACUCUCCUCUGGCAAGGAUAUUUCUUCUCGCCCACUAGCUCGACUGUCGCCGUUUAUUGAUAGUUAUGGUGUCAUUCGAGUAGGAGGUCGGCUUCGGCAUUCCUUGUUGUCAGAUCGGCGUAAGUAUCCAGUUCUGUUGUCCAAGUCCUCUCAUUUAUCGUUACUCGUUGCUCGGCAUUGGCAUAAGUUUGCUUGUCACGCAGGUCCUCGUCUCAUAUCAGAUCUGAUAUGCCGACAAUAUUGGAUCGUUGGUGAUCGGUAUGUUAUUCGUCGUGCAAUUGGCGAAUGCACCAUUUGCGUUAAGUUAUCUGCUCGAAACAUUCAGCCAAUCAUGUCCGAUCUACCUGAUGUUAGAGUUCAACAAUUCCAUCCAUUUUCUAGUGUGGGUAUCGAUUAUGCUGGUCCUCUUCUCGUGAAGGAGACGAGUUUGAGAAAGGCACGACAAUGUAAGGUCUACAUUGCGGUGUUCGUCUGCAUGAGCGUCAAGGCAGUUCACCUUGAACUUGUCUCAGAUCUGACGACAGAUUUCGGAUUCGGCUACGGUUCCAGUUCGGCUACAAUCAGUUCGAUUAAAGCUCCAGUUCCAGCAGCUCGCAAGUUCCAACCUCAUGACCAUCAGUCCGAAGAUCAUGUUGUGAUACACGCKGCGUAUCCCAAGGGGGACUCAUUGUAUCUAGUCCAGGGUGUGCGAGUUCUAGRUGCUAACCGCAGAGACAGGAGCUCCUAG